Molecule: messenger RNA, 2049 nt
Organism: Phanerochaete carnosa HHB-10118-sp
Lineage: Eukaryota; Fungi; Basidiomycota; Agaricomycetes; Polyporales; Phanerochaetaceae
Exons: 5
Coding region: 1-2049 (682 amino acids)
Source: RefSeq, a predicted model, not a curated record
AUGGUUUGUUACACCGUAAACGCCGAAUGUCUUCUAUGCUACUCCCUAUGCCGACCUUGCGAGCAUUCCUCUAUCAUUCCCGACAUUCAUGGCAGAGAUCACACCGCUUCUACAGUAAAGUCUUCAGGUUACAACUCCAUGUCAAGUUUAGCUCACAUGUUUUUGUCCAAGAGCUGUCGCACACUACAUGGACUUGCUCUCAUGAUUUUUUGGCGGCAUAUUUUGGGUGGAUUGGAGAAAGUCCUACCGGAUAGAACUGCCCUCUUCGCAGCGAUGCAAACAUAUGAUGCUGUUAUUUCUGGAGAGUUCCUCCUUCAACUCCUCACGCAUCCCGACCAGACGGACUGUACGAACAUCGACAUUUUCGUCCCACGCUAUCAUUUCACAUCCUUCACCAACCACUUAUUCACGACCCUCAAUGCCAGGAGCAUCUCAUACCACCCAAUGCAUGACGAUAGUCGCUUGAUCAGAGGCACCGAACACAUUUUGCUCCGCCACCAGCUGCUAACAAUAUUCCAAAGCGAUUUGGCGUCAGCCCUUGCUCCUAUUGUGAUGCAACCUUGCACGCUGCUAAUGAAUUACCUCGCUCACGAUCACGUCUGUAUUGGAUACAGUCGUCUUACACAUCUCGGUACCGGCGUCUUGCACUGUCACUGGGUAACAGAUCGCGACCAAACUCGACUAUCCACCCUCCACGAGCUAGGGUUCACUGUUCGCCACUCCGCACUAUACAUACAUGGCGAUCCAGCUGUAACAAGCUGCAAUGACAACUCCGUUUGUCCCCAUCGAAUCAGGAGGUUCCGCGAUUCCGCCUGUGAGGUCGUUCCGAUCACCAACAUGGUGCCACAGUGCAGACCUUGGACCGAGUCCUUGGUACAAGUUAUCCGUUCGGUCGGCGAGCUCGAGGAUAUGCCCACCAUGUCACUCCGCUUCGACGAAAUUUACCUCGUUCUAGAAACUUUGACAUUCUUAGGAGAUCGCAGAGCCUUACAUCUCUGCGGUCUCGUCUGCAAAGAAUGGUCUCAUACAUGUCGCAGCCUCCUUUAUCGAUGCAUUACCUUCACCGUUUCGCCAACAUCACAUCUUCAAAACCUCUUUGCGCAUCUGUCGACAUAUCCAUCUAUCACUCAGUGUAUCCAAGACUUAAAGAUCACCUCUCGAGCAACGCCCUUUGCACGAGACUCACACACAUCCUUUACUACCGCCUCUCUCAACGCGAUCCUACAACUGCUUCCAAACCUCCGCUGUCUUACCAUACGAAACUGCUCUAUCACGUGCACCAACCAUUCUUUCCUUGAGAUACCGUACGACGUUCUGAGACUAUCUCGUGUACAUCUGUCUACUGUCUCAACCUUCUGUCACAAACAAUCCUCGUUUACAUUGGUAUUUAUUGACCGAGUCACGACAUCUAGUGACAACUCAAACUCUUCGCGUCCGGUGGCGAUCCACACUCACACCUUGACCAUCACUUUGCCCAACACUCGUCACAAAGACAGUUCUCCACCUAUGCAAUAUUCAUUGCGUUACGGUGAUCAGGUGACUGUCUCAAAUAUCCGCGAUACUGACCAUGUGGCUCUACGCUCAUUACUCAGCCUAUCAACGAGUACAUUGACCAUAGUCUGCCUUGAGUGGUCGCCACCAUUAGCAUUCCGGAACCCUUCGCCAUGGACAUGCCCCGAACUUACGGCUUGCGACGCACUCAAAUCCAUCACGCUAUCAUAUCCAGUUGGAUACAACGUACAAUUUUGGCAAGAUGCGAUAUACAACGUCAUCAGACAACUCCCGCAAUCUGUAACGCAGCUUACUCUUCAAUAUGACUUCCUCGGAUGGGUAAUGGGACCAAGAUAUCUGACAAAGACUCUCAAUAGCAAUUGGGUCGACUUCGCCUCACGCAUUCAAUCGCUGGUUCCCUACGUGUCUGAUGUUCAUUUACGAGUUAAGGCUAGAGAGCGUCCAAAGAAAGACGGUUUGGCCUGGGCAAACAAGUUACUACCUUCGUUUAAAAGAUCGUUCCAUACCAUCUUUGUCACUGCACAUUUCACUACAUAG